AUGGCUUACUUUAAACCCAUUGUUUAUCUGCUUUUGCUUUUGCUGCCCCUCGUCGAGGGCUACAGACAAGCUAUCAAGCCAAGACCAACUACUACGACGUCGGAGGUUGUCAAACCAUGGCGCAGAACCAUCUAUUCAACUCAACGGGAAAUCGUAACUCCAAUAGUUAUUGCUGGAGUAACACUGUCUGCUAAACCCCCUGCAAGCUCGGACCCCUUAGAACCAUGGGUCUCGUUGGACAAAUUAGGUAAUCCAAAGACCAUCAAGCCCAAAAUUGAGAAGGGACGCACAGUUGACGGGCAUCCGGACUACAGCACCUACUUCAAAACUGUUCACACAACAACUUUCUCACCUGAAGAGUUGAAGGCUCACAAUUUGGAAACUGACGAACUUUAUACAGAAGAAUUCUUUGAGGAAGAAGACGAGACGUAUGUAUCGUUAAAUCCUAUCAUACGUUGUACACCUAACCGUUACCGCAACAAAGGUUUGGCGAAAGACAUUUCAAGUGAACCGUUUUGCACUCCUUUCGAAAACGUAGAGUGGAAACUUCAUGAAACCUAUUUUGUUACUUGGUAUACCAAGUUCUUCGAAGAUCCGGAAACUGAAAAGGUUGCCGAAAGAGUAAGGCUUCAUUUGUUUUACGUUAAAGAAAAUCCUCACGAAAAAGGUUUCAAGAAGAGAAGUCUUAGAGCAGCAUUUUUCAGCUCGGAAACGGUAAAAAAUGUUGAUGGAUUAUACCCUAUAAAAGUUGACGAGGAAUGGUUUCAGGAAAAGCAAGAAAAACGAGUAUUAUUAGCCAUUCAACCUGAGUACAUUUCUGAUGAAGCAUUUGAUCCUUGGAGUAACGGUAUCUUACUGAAGAUAAUCAAGGGAGCCAGAGUGGCUAAAAAUACAAAGGAGCAACUAGCACUUCAGGAUGCUGGCAUUUCAGAUGAUACAUGGUAUUAUGUGGCUCUGUCGACCCCAACUGUAGUUGUUAUUGCAUGCGUUGCCAUGUACUUUUUCCUCUUCCUCAACAAAAAACACCGUGACAUUCGCGAUGUUAGGUUAUUCGCCGUUAACCAAAGGCGCCGCGUUCUCGGCAGUUUCAAAGACUUCAAAAAAUACAAAAAAAUCAAUAAUCGCCCAUACAGUGAGCUUCCAACCCACAGCAAAAAGAGUAGUAAGCAAGGCUGA
Molecule: messenger RNA, 1176 nt
Organism: Lachancea nothofagi CBS 11611
Lineage: Eukaryota; Fungi; Ascomycota; Saccharomycetes; Saccharomycetales; Saccharomycetaceae
Source: the annotation of a GenBank genome assembly